Paramecium octaurelia is the source of this 852-nucleotide messenger RNA. Lineage: Eukaryota; Ciliophora; Oligohymenophorea; Peniculida; Parameciidae. The record is from the annotation of a GenBank genome assembly.
AUUGAAUAUAAAAGAAUGCCUAUCUAUCCAACAGCACCUCUUACCAGUUCUAUUCCAGCUCCAGUGAGUGUUGUUUAACCAGUAAGCUAUGCCCAACCAGUGACUUAUGCCCAACCUAUCUCAUAUGCUCCAUAACCAGUUUAAUAUGUGCCCCAACCUGUUUAUCAACAACCAGUUAUUGCUUAACCAAUCCUCACCCAAUCAGUUGUAGCUGCCCCAUAAUAGGCUCCAAUCAAAGGAGAAUCCAGAGUUGAAUACAGAGAAUAUCAAAGACCUGUUGUUGAAAUGGAAACAGAAACUAUUUAAGUUCAAGUACCAAAAACCAAAUAUGUGACUGAUUAUUAUCCAGUUGAAUACUAAACUGAGUACAUCCCUAGAACAGUUUAUGAGUAGUAAACUGAAUAUGUGCCAGUCACUAAAACUGUGCCUAGAGUUGAAUAUGAUGCUGUUGAGAGAGAGGUAUAAAGAGUGGUAAGUUCAAUAAAUGAACUAUUUAAUAGUAAUAUCAACCAGUCUAGACUGUUCCUGUUCAACCAGUCUAGACUGUUCCUGUUCAACCAGUUGUUUAAUCAAUUGUUCAACCAGUCCAACCACUCACUUAUUCAGUUGCUAGACCAAUUGCCUAAGCUCCAGUGUAUGCUUAACCAGUAGUUGCUCCGGCUCUCACUUUUUCAGGUGUGAGACCAGCUUAUGCACCAGUAUGAGAUGGUUAUUCUAUAUUGCUUAGGUUUACCCAAGUUACCCACCAGUUGGUGCUAGAACAUAAUAAGCAUAAUAACCAGUGGCAUCCAAUAAACCAUAAUGAGAUAUUAUUUCAUAGGCAUUUGCACAGAAUAUUAAUUAUCAUUUUCA